CUAGAUGUCAGCUGUUGUCUGUCAAAAGUCAAAUGGGAUUUUUUGUUUAGAAUUUAAAACGAUCAUGGCUUCAAGAAAAAUGAAUCGUUAUGAACGUGCUAAAAGUGAAUGUAUUGAAGGUAGAUGCCAUGUGGGGACUUUAAAAAAGAAUUUCAGACAGAAUUUUAUAAACCGACUAAGGAGUACGCGAAGCAAAAGCGUGGACAGAUUCAGGCAAAUUUGUGAAACCCCUGAGUACUUAGCAUGCCAGAGUAUAACAGACUUUCAUAAACUUUUUGCGAGGGAUUUUGAGGCGACUUCGUUGCUGAAAACUGAAGAAGUCGCAGAUUUAAUACGAGAAAUUGAAGAGGAAUUAAAACAAACCGAGCUACAACUACUAGCAGAAACCCACAUUAAAGAUGAUGACUAUGAAAUUAAUUGUAUUGUCAACAAUUUGAUGAAUAAAUGUUUUGGCUGUAACACUUUAACGCAGUCGUCCAUUUGUGAUAAUUGUAUGCUAGCUAUGAAUAGCAAUGAUUUUUUUUAGAAAUGUGUGUGAUUUAGAAAUUUACUUUGUUUAUUAUUGUGGGACAUGACUUAUUUAUCUCAUGUUUACUUACCUA
Brassicogethes aeneus is the source of this 602-nucleotide messenger RNA. The record is from the annotation of a GenBank genome assembly. Lineage: Eukaryota; Metazoa; Arthropoda; Insecta; Coleoptera; Nitidulidae.